Messenger RNA from Aphanomyces astaci, 1568 nucleotides. Its product is annotated as eukaryotic translation initiation factor 2 subunit 3. The transcript has a single exon. Gene Ontology annotation, cellular component: eukaryotic translation initiation factor 2 complex; cytosol. NCBI's taxonomy places the organism in Eukaryota, Oomycota, Saprolegniomycetes, Saprolegniales, Verrucalvaceae. Bases 71 to 1489 code for a protein of 472 amino acids. Gene Ontology annotation, biological process: formation of translation preinitiation complex; positive regulation of translational fidelity. Gene Ontology annotation, molecular function: tRNA binding; GTPase activity; translation initiation factor activity. The record is from RefSeq and is a predicted model, not a curated record.
CGCACUUUGACCUUAGUCGGCAUUUCAGUGGUUGAGGUGGGGCUUGGCCAGAACUUGAUCUUCAGCAAUCAUGACGACGACGCAGGGCGCCCUCGCUGUGCAGGACUUGACGACGCUGGACGUCAAGACCUUGACGCCUCUGACGCCGGAAGUGAUCUCUCGUCAAGCGACCAUCAACGUUGGUACCAUCGGCCACGUCGCCCACGGGAAAUCCACGGUCGUCAAGGCGAUUUCGGGCGUCCAAACCGUCCGAUUCAAGAACGAAUUGGAACGUAACAUCACGAUCAAGCUCGGGUACGCAAAUGCCAAGAUCUACCGAUCGGAACCACAGACACCCAAGCCAGUGUCGUCGGAAGACGGCGUCGUGGCGACGGCCGCCCCUGCCGGCCCCAUGUACACUGCGUUUGGCAGUUCCAAGCCCGACAGAUUCACGGACGACAAGGGUGUGACGUGGGUCCUUCAGCGCCACGUCAGUUUUGUGGAUUGUCCCGGCCACGAUAUCCUCAUGGCGACGAUGUUGAACGGUGCCGCUGUCAUGGAUGCUGCGCUGCUGUUGAUUGCAGGGAACGAAGUGUGCCCGCAGCCGCAGACGUCCGAGCAUUUGGCCUCAGUGGAAAUCAUGCGCUUGCAAAACAUCAUUAUCCUCCAGAACAAGGUGGAUCUGAUCAAACCAGACGCCGCCAAGGCCCAGUACGAGCAGGUGAAGCAGUUUGUGGCCGGCACCGUGGCCGCGAACGCGCCGAUCAUUCCGAUCUCGGCCGUACUCAAGUACAACAUCGACUUGGUGUGCGAACACAUUGUGCGCAACAUCCCCAUCCCCCUCCGUGACUUCACGAGCAAGCCCAAGCUGAUUGUGAUCCGGUCGUUUGACGUCAACAAGCCCGGCCAGGACGUCGAGUCCCUCGAAGGCGGCGUCGCCGGCGGCUCCAUCUUGCAAGGGGUGCUUCGCCUAGGCGAUGAGAUCGAGGUGCGCCCUGGCAUCUUCUCCAAGGACGACGACGGCAAGGUCAACUGCACGCCCAUCUUCAGCCGCAUCGUGUCGUUGAAGGCCGAGAAGAACGACCUGCAGUACGCCGUGCCCGGUGGUCUCAUCGGGGUCGGCACACUCAUCGACCCGACGCUCACUCGUUCCGAUCGUUUGGUCGGCCAAGUGCUGGGGCUCAAGGGCUGUUUGCCCGACGUGUUCACAGAGCUCGAGAUCAACUUUUACCUUCUCCGGCGUCUUCUCGGCGUCAAAACGACGGAAGGGUCCAAGGGCUUGCGUGUGGAGAAGCUAACCAAGACCGAAGUGCUCAUGAUCAACAUCGGGUCGACUACGAGCGGCGCCAAGAUUUUGGCGAUGAGGGCAGAUCUGGCCAAGAUCGUGCUGACCCAGCCCGUGUGCACACAAGAAGGCGAGAAGAUCGCGUUGAGUCGUCGGAUCGAUAAGCAUUGGCGGCUGAUUGGGUGGGGUGAGAUUCGGCGCGGCAUCAAGAUUCACAUUGCCUGAGCCAUGCCACCACCAGUAGUAGCCAUAGAGCACGCACACAUAACAUACACCGUAAUCGAAUGUUCAGUUUAGACAGUCA